UGCUGUUUCUAGGAGGCGCUGUUGGAGGCCGGAAGAGUUGGAGACAAGCACGAUGACGGUGGUCGAACAGGGGUUGAGAAAGACUAAGCAAAAUGAGUCCCUGCUACUGAAGCUUCGUGCGCCUCAGCGGCAGCAAUCUGCGUCUAACAGAAACCGUCGGGACUGAAGGAAACACGUUGCUUUCUUCUGUCUUCUUUCCGUUGUGAAGUAUGAUCUCAGACGUUUGCCCCCCUCUGGGCAACUGAACCUCACAUGUCCACGGAACUGUGAUCUACUUCCACGUUUGAUUCAUCAGGCUGUUAGUGGGGGGGGCUUCAUGGUGUGUGUUUCCUGUCCGGAGUGCGGAUGCGUGGGCGUACAGACAUGGAGAGCUAUGAGGAGUUCUGUCUGCGGAGUUUGGUCUUACUGCAAGAAGAGCGGAAACUUCGAAAGAAGUGUGAACCUUUCUUCUCCCUAAAGGCUCAAUCUGCCAUCUGCUUUUAUGGAAGAGCCGUGCUUUCCCCUCUGCUGAGCGCACAGCAACGCUCCGAGAUGUGCGGCUACAAACAGAAGGCGGUCCAGCUGGAGCAAGACAGACAGAACCAGCAGAGAAACAAGCUGCCGGCUCAGAACAUUCUGGAUCAAGCUCAGGUGCAGAACGUUUCAAGCAAAUGGGAUGACAAGGCACCAGUGUUUCAAUCUCCAAAAUCUGGUGGGUACACCCUGGUUACUGACUCACCCGGGCUCCUCAGAGACCCAGGAUGUGGACUUCAAGUUAAGGAGCCAGCGACUUUGUGCUCUGAGACCUCAACCCUCAAUGGUUACAGAACAGAAGAAGACGUGACAGCAGAAAAGAGCGAUGAUGAAGGUGAUGACGAUGAGGAUAUUAGCUUGGACAGCCUUCUUAAGAGGUCGAGGGAGUAUGUGAAGAAGGAGCAGCAGGGAUCCAAAGCUGACCGUACAGUCAGCAAGACUCCUUCAACAGAGGCCGCGUCCCGGAAAGAAGAGAAGAGCCCUGUGAAGGACACAGGAGUUGAGUUUGGAUUCAGUCUGCACCACAGCCCAAUUGGCCUGCCUCCCAUCCACCAUCAAGCUCUGUAUGACCCCAGCUCUCAAAAGUCAGUCUCACCAAGCAAAUCCGAACACAAUGCUUCUCCUCCCUCUCUGGAGCCCAGCGUCCUCUCCUUUUCAAACAGACGCAAACCACGGCCUCUGUCUACGGGGAACAUCCAUAUUUCCUUCCCAAUUAGCCCAACUGACCUUAUUCCUCGAAGCCCAGGAAGGUCAGAGGAAGCUUCAUCAGCAGCUUUUCCAUCCACUGUUCAGUGUUGCCCGAUGAAGAAGGAUGGUGUCAAUCAUCGAUCCACUCACUGUGAUACUAGUCCAGAGCUGGAGAACAGACAGCCUGGUAACGCCACAGUGCCCACCCCUGUGUUACACCAUGAUCAUCUGACUGCAGGUUUUCGCCGCCGCUGCCACACGCUGGACAGUCAGAUGAACAUUUACCAGACUGCUGCUGGGCAUAUGGACCGCAGUCAAGAAAGAGUGCCUCGCUUCAUGGCAGGGGUUGUGCGCCUUCCCCCAACCCGACACACCCCUGCAGCAACUUCAGAGCAGUCUUAUGAAGGGGACGGCACCUUUUCAUCUCUGCCAAGGCCACACACAACUCCUGAUUCAGUCUCAUUUAGGCUUAAGUCUGAUCACUCUCAGGAGCCAAACAGUGGUAUGAAAGCAUCAACUGUCUUCAGAAACUCAGCCGCCAACGCAGAAGACUCCCAGUGGCGAGCACAAGCUCUGGAAAACUUACAAAGGCGCCUGGAUGAGGAGCAUGGCUUGAAGAUGUCUCUGCUCCUUGCUGAGCAGGAGAAAGAGCAACAGUGUCCCCACUUGGUCAGCUCAUGCAAUCACAAAGAGCUUGAGGAGAGAAGGCCAAAGAAACAGGGUUUUGUGCAGCCAUUAAGUGAAGAUCCCUGUGGUUGGAACUGUAGGUGUGUGAACAGCAGCUGUCCUGCUAUUAGUCCCUCCUGUCCUGGACUAAGCCCAGUUAGAACACCGUCUGAGCUAUCCCCUGGACACAGUUUAGGUUUUCACAAUCCUAGUGUAACCUUUCCCUCUGUCCAGCUUCCUGUUUAUCUGUGGGGUUCCACUCGAGGCGCCAACAAAUCAAGAGCAAGGUUGAGCCUGGUUUUGACAGCAGAGCAGCAGAGAGCGUUCUGCCGAAUCUGCGCCAUCAUUCGCGGCUUUCUUGUGCGCAGGCUGCUCAAGACAGAAAAAGUCAAAAAUCUUCGCCAAACUAUCGUGGACACACAGGAGUUUAUCCGCUCAUUUCAGAAUGAAGCAGAGCAGAAGAAGAGCACCUACUCAGAACAAGAUGUCUCUUUGCAGGAGCGAGUCAGAGCCCAGUUGCGUGCAGCCCUGUAUGACAUCCAUGACAUUUUUUUUGAAAUGUCAUUGAUGGAUCGCUUAACGCUCCUGCAGCAGGAGAGGCAGCUGCGUGCAGAGAGGAAACUGCGAGACUUGGAGAAAGCCAAGAGCACCAAGGAGAGAUUGUCUCUUUCUGCUGCCACACAGAGAUCUCUGGACAGAAAAAAGAGAGUCGGUGAAUCUCCAGCACAGGCCAGGAAGGUGCCGCCGAAGCAAAAAAGCCCCGCCGCCAACAGAGUUCAGAAGACAAGUCAAGGCCAGAAUUGCUCCGGUCAACUGAACCGUCAGGGGAGCUGGUACAGAAAGACUCCAGAGGAGAGAGUAAGGCGCUCAGACAGCCUAAAGAAGCAGCAUUCUCUGGGUUAACACAAGAAAAUCCUGUGAACUUGAAUGUUUUUUCAUGUAUUACAUAUCCCGCAUCACUGAAACUCACCAGUACUGCUGAAAAAGAACAAUAACGCUGUUUUGUGUCUAUUGUUUGAAUUGAAAUGGUGAUAAUCACUACCACACUUUAUAUCACUCAUAAACACUGUCACACGUCACGCUGCUUUUUGACUUGUGCCACCUGCGAAUGUAGUUUUUAUGUUUUCUCAAAGUGUCACCCUUUAAGCUUAAGAGAACACUGCUGUUGAAGGAAAUUAGUCGUGUGUAUAAAAAAAAAGCGUAAGAAAGGUCACAGGUAAAUGUAAAGAUUAUGGAUCUGUGCCUCUAAUUAAGCUUUAGUACACUAAGCAUGCAAGUUUGUGAAUAACAUGGAGACAUUAAGUGCUUAUACAUUCAAAGCCAUUUAACUGAACAUAUUUAUUAUUAUAAAUACAUACCUUAAGUCAUAAAUAUAUGGUUUUGUUUAAGGGCUUUGAGUAUCAUGUGCUUUCUGAGUUUAAGGUGCUGAAUUUUCAUGAAUCCUAACACUUUAUUUAAAGAAAAAAAUGUAUUUAUAUCCAUAUGAGUUUGUUUAUACUUUUUUGGUGCUGUUACAGUAAUGUAGCUUUACAUGGAGAUGCACAGCAGCCAAACAGUUUUGUUAAAAAAAAAAAAA
This is a messenger RNA of Oryzias latipes (Japanese medaka), 3442 nucleotides long. RefSeq names its product centriolar coiled-coil protein 110 (gene ccp110). NCBI's taxonomy places the organism in Eukaryota, Metazoa, Chordata, Actinopteri, Beloniformes, Adrianichthyidae. Gene Ontology annotation, cellular component: centriole. The record is from RefSeq and is a predicted model, not a curated record. Gene Ontology annotation, biological process: centrosome duplication; regulation of cytokinesis; ciliary basal body organization.